AUGAAAGUAAAGAUCAGAACAUGGAAUGCGGUUGCGACUUGGAGGUGGGAUCUUGACGAAGACGACGUCUGUGGUAUUUGCCAGGUACAUUUCGAUGGGACAUGUCCUACUUGCAAAUACCCCGGAGACGAUUGCAGUUUACUAUCAGGGAAGUGCGGGCACAAUUUCCAUAUGCACUGUAUCGUAGAAUGGAUCAAACAAGAUUCAUCCAAGGGGCAGUGUCCUAUGUGCAGACAGAAAUUCGAAUGGACCGACAAUGCAACUGCGCCGGAGCCAGUACAGCCUUGA
Messenger RNA from Botrytis deweyae, 288 nucleotides. RefSeq lists its product as uncharacterized. Lineage: Eukaryota; Fungi; Ascomycota; Leotiomycetes; Helotiales; Sclerotiniaceae. The record is from RefSeq and is a predicted model, not a curated record. The coding region runs from base 1 to 288 and encodes 95 amino acids. Gene Ontology annotation, molecular function: zinc ion binding; ubiquitin protein ligase activity; cullin family protein binding. Gene Ontology annotation, biological process: positive regulation of mitotic metaphase/anaphase transition; anaphase-promoting complex-dependent catabolic process; protein ubiquitination. Gene Ontology annotation, cellular component: nucleus; anaphase-promoting complex. The transcript has 4 exons.